AUGAAAGUAAAUUCUGAAUUCCCAAGUGUAAUUGCUUUUAGAAGAGCAUUGCAUUAUGCACUAACAAAUGAAUUUGAGUAUGACAUUGAGAAAAGUGAUUUGACAAGACUUACAACAUGUUGUGGAGAUAAAAAGUGCAAGCGGAGAAUUCAUGCUUUUCUUACACAAGAUGGGGUUACUUUUGAAAACUUUGUAGAAACUCAUUCUUGUACUCGAAGCAACAAGUGUGGUAACAAACAUGACACUCAAGGAUGGAUUGCUGAUCUUGUAACUGACAAGACUGCAAAUGACUUUUCUCUUUUCUCCGUCGGAAACUUCCGACCACCAUUACUGCAUAUGAAACCACUAGCCACUGUCGCUCCAUCUCUCCCUUUCUCAUCAAAUUCUGCCGCCGGAAACAUCUUCAAAGCCACCAGUAGCUCUACCAAACAAAAUCAACAUGAAGGACUCCUUGAUGCUGAAACCUGCAACUGUGACUGUUUUCAUCUCCCCUUCGUAACCCGCAACUCCGAUCGAUUUCACCAAAUUCAUUUGCAGAUCUUGACUCCAACAGGCACAUAUGCAAGAAUGUUAUUCACUUUUCCGGCGACAAGGAUUUCACCAGAUUCGUUUUUCUGGCGACAAGAGUUUCACCAAAUCUGUUUGAUUGGAGGCGUUGUUGAAGAAGGCGAAUGA
Lactuca virosa is the source of this 675-nucleotide messenger RNA. The record is from the annotation of a GenBank genome assembly. Lineage: Eukaryota; Viridiplantae; Streptophyta; Magnoliopsida; Asterales; Asteraceae.